CCUCCUCUGACCCUUUCCAGCUUACUCCCUCCCUCUCUCUUUCCUUACCCCUCUCAACUUCUUCCUCUUUCUGUCAUUUCCAGGUUUCCACUGGGUCACUGCAGACACUAUGCUCUCUCUCAGCUCUCUCCCCAGCACUGUUGUCCCCAGCCUUCCCUCCUCUCCAAGGGGCUGUGCUACUGGAGGACCGAGGGCACAGUCCUCCAGACAGGAGGUGGCGCUGUUCCAGACCCUGCAGGAGGCUCUGAGGGAGAUCGACCUGCCUGAAACACAGGACCUGCCACAGGGUAUGAGUCACUCUGAGAUGUGCAUCUGUGUUUUGGGAUCCCCACUCCCCUACCUCUCUCUGCUGUUAGAGGCAGGCCAACGGAGCCCAGGAGAUGCUCUCCUGUGUCUCUGUCCAUCCUGGCUCUCUCGCUCCUCCUCCCUCCUGGUCCACAAGGCUGUCACCUUUGACCUGGGAGGGCGCACUUUCCUAUCCAACUUCAACCCGCCUCGCAGGGUCACCUACUUCCUGUCAUCUGACCCGUGGGCUAAGGAGGAAAUGACCCGAGAGACAGACUGCCCAAGCGGAGGUUCUGGAGCACUGGGUCAGUUCUGGGGGAAUGUUCUGACCACCAGGGUUCUGCUGCAGAAGGCCAAGAUCCACUGCCCCCCAACCCUGGCCCUUCUGUUACCACCGGGGCAGAUGAGGCUGGAGGAGGGCAGGACAGGAGGGGUGGAGGUGGUGCACCUGGAAAUGGGAGCGGAGGAAGGGAUGAACUCUGUCAGAAACAAGGUGGACACUUUCCUGGAGUCUGACAAUAUGAGGGGAUCAGAGAGGGUGGUGCUCAGGUGCAGUGGUGGGAGGUUCGUGGGCGAGGCAACCUCACCCCCUGUCUACCUGUCGAGGAACAGCAGGGAUGAGGUCUGGGCCAAGGUGAGUUAUCUCCUGCCCCAACUCCUCCCUGGAGAGGCAGUGCUGCUCGAGGCCUACUGCUCCCCACUGAAGCCUGGGCCACGGGUAGAGGACCGCACCUGGGAACAGUACACCGACUGCAGGCCUCAGGUUCCAGACCUGUCCUUCAGACUGUGUGCCAUAGUAACUCGCUCACCUCUGGACCUGCCUCUCCUCUACAAGUUGGUGUGUAGAGUGGGUGUGUCCGACGACCCUCUCUCUCACAGCCACUCCCUCUCUCAGUCUUUGGAGACCACCCUAUUAGAGUGCGGUUUCACUGACCCUACCAUGGCGAAAUCUCUCUGCCGUCUAGCACUGGACACCGCCCUGUCCUGCCUCUGUGUUGUCAUGGAAACAGAGUCAAGCAUGUCCGCAGAACAACGCGGUGGAGCGGGUGCCCAGACCGACAUGAUAGGCGUGGACCUCCUUUUCACCAUGGAUGGCUCCAUCAUCAGGCCUGUUAUUUUGGGCCUCCAUCCCUCCCUCUGUCUCCACUCCUCCUUCCAAGAGCGAGGGAUGGGGAUGGAGGGAUGCGACAGUGGGAUAGAGGGGUGGAGUAGGGGCACCCUCCUCCUCACCCCUCUCACCCGCUCCCAGUACUACCUGAUGCAGGGGAAAACUGUGCUGGUGGUGGGAGCUGGAGGACACAGUAAGAAGUUCAUCUGGAAAACAGCCAAACAGUACAAACUCAAGAUCCUGCUGGUGGACAGUGACCCUGCCCACUUCGCCUCCCAGUUGGUCGACCACUUCCUCCCCCUGCCAGACCUCCCUGACCAUCGGCGUGACGACCAGCACUGCUCCCGCAUCUGUGAUUGGCUGUUGUCCUCCAGCCUCCGCCCUGACGGCUGCGUGUGCUUCUGGGACGAAUGCGUGGUGCUGACAUCGCUGGUCUGUGAUAGGCUGGGGCUCAGGGGCCCUCCCCCUGAGGCCAUCCGCAUUGCGAAGGAGAAGAGCCGCACCCACAGGCACCUCCUGGGCCUACUGAAGUCUACGGGGACUAACCUGAUCAGUGUUGAGCAGCCCUCCGGUCAGCCAGAUAGCCUGGUUGAGUUUGGAGAGGAUGAGAGGAGAGGUAGACAGCAGAAUGGCAUGGUCAACAUGGAAGGAGAUAGCCUGAGAGCUAUGGCUGAUUUCGACAGGGGGGAUCUCUUCAAUGAGGCAAUGGGCAAACACGACACUACCGCCCCUACCUCUUCCUCCCCCUCACUCUCCUCUUCCUCCUCACAUUCCUUUGGCACUUUCCGUCCCUCCACUCCUCUCCUCUCUCCCUCCCCUUCCUCCUAUGCUGUUCCCUGUAUCCACGUGGAGAGCACCCUGGAUCUGGAGAAGGCAGCCAGUGGGGGGGAGGGGGGGCCUGGUGGGGCCAGUGUGGGGGUGGUGAGGUUCCCAGCGGUGAUGAAGCUGGAGUACGGCGCGGGGGCGGUGGGCGUGAGGAAGGUAUGCUCUCUGGAGGAAAGUCUGGCACACUUUGAGAGGAUCGGCGGGGACCUCCGCGAGGAGACAGACUACCCUGGCAUCGGCCUGGGCUGGGGCAACGCCAUGAUCCUCAUGGAGUACGUGGGAGGCACCGAGCACGACGUGGACGUGGUCCUGUUCGAGGGGAGACUGGAGGGCGCCUUUGUGUCCGACAACGGCCCCACGCGCACCCCGGCCUUCACCGAGACGGCCGCCCAGAUGCCCUCAGGGCUGGCGCAGGACAAGCGUGCUCAGCUGAUCCGCGCAGCACACCACGCAUGCCUGGGCUGUGGCCUGCGAGACGGCGUGUUCAACGUGGAGCUGAAGAUGACAGAAGUGGGCCCGAGGCUCAUAGAGAUCAACGCCCGCAUGGGCGGCUUCUACCUGUGCGACUGGAUCCGCCAGCUGUAUGGCGUGGACCUCCUGAUGGCGGCCUUCAUGGUGUCCUGUGGGGUGCGUCCCUGCCUGCCCUCGGCCACAGCCCUCCCAGCCAGAGGCCACUUUGCUGGGGUGAUGGUGGUGGUGUCACGGCACCUCCAUGCUCUGAGGACCACAGCCAGCCCUGAGCGCCUGAGAGGGCUCCACCAGGAGGGGGCGUUGUGGCUGAACGAGCUGGCGGAGGAGGAUGAACUGAUCUCUGGUGAGUACGAGGAGCCCUUCUGUAAUGUCGGGGUGAGAGAUGCCCACAAUGCCACCAACGCUCGCCAGCGCCUCCUCGCCCUCUGCCAAGGGCUGGGCCUGCACUGUCCUCCACGCUACGACCUGGGCUACUUCCUGUCCCAUUUCAACUAGACAGGAACUCAGGGGGGAGAAGCAGGGUUUGUUCAGGAGGGUGCCACAUUUACAUUUGAAUCACAGAUCAAAAUAAUACAAAGAGCUGAAACGAUUCCUUACUCUGCAGAAUUAUAUAUAUUAUAUUCCUGCCUGAAUGUUUGUUCAUUACAUUGGACCCUUCUGAAUAUAACCCAUGUUUAGCAAGGUUGUGCUGUGUGCAGGGGUUAGUUUAGUUAGCUUAAAAGGUACAUCACAGGAUGAACAAACACUUCUCAUAUCAAAACAUAAUAUGUUAUCUCAAAAUUGCAAAUUCAGGGACUAAUCAUUCAGGUAGCAGAACCUUUCCAUUUUUAGCACUUAUAUUUUGGGGACCAUCUCAGGAAUAAAAUACAAGUUUCAAAAAGAUAUCUUCAUCAGUGAUUGGGUAGAAUAGGAUAUGGGUGUCUAUCUAUCUUGAAUUUAACAUUCAAAUAUGGAAAAACUUAUGGAAAAGCUUCUACUUUUCAGUUUAUUGACAAGUCAUAAAAUAGAGGCCCUUUGUCCAAUUAUUGAAUUGGAAUUUCAGUUUACUUCCUGAAUUGACAGCCUUCAUUUCAAAUCGACCCCAACCCUGUUAUCUACUAGGUUGUGGCAUCAGCAGUCUACCUUACUACAUCAUAACGUAGUAGGCUGCACACUGUGAACACAUAGCAGUUGUUAAUAACCUGCACACUGUGAACACAUAACAGUUGUUAAUAACCUGCACACUGUGAACACAUAGCAGUUGAUUAAUAACCUGUACACUGUGAACACGUAGCAGUUGAUUAAUAACCUGUACACUGUGAACACAUAGCAGUUGAUUAAUAGCUUGCACACUGUGAACACGUAGCAGUUGAUUAAUAACCUGUACACUGUGAACACAUAACAGUUGAUUAAUAACCUAUACACUGUGAACACAUAACAGUUGAUUAAUAACCUGUACACUGUGAACACAUAACAGUUGAUUAAUAACAUAUACACUGUGAACACAUAACAGUUGAUUAAUAACCUGUACACUGUGAACACAUAACAGUUGAUUAAUAACCUGCAAACUGUGAACACAGCACUUGAUUAAUAACCUGCACACUGUGGACACAUAACAGUUGAUUAAUAACCUGUACACUGUGAACACAUAACAGUUGAUUAAUAACCUGCACACUGUGAACACAUAACAGUUGAUUAAUAACGUAUACACUGUGAACACAUAGCAGUUGUUAAUAACCUGCACACUGUGAACACAUAGCAGUUGAUUAAUAACCUGCAAACUGUGAACACAGCAGUUGAUUAAUAACCUGCACACUGUGGACACAGCAGUUGAUUAAUAACCUGCAUACUGUGAACACAUAGCAGUUGAUUAAUAACAUAUACACUGUGAACACAUAGCAGUUGUUAAUAACCUGCACACUGAACAUAUAGUAGUUGAUUAUUAACCUGCAAACUGUGAACACAGCAGUUGAUUAAUAACCUGUACACUGUGGACACAUAGCAGUUGAUUAAUAACCUGUACACUGUGAACACGUAGCAGUUGAUUAAUAACUUGCACACUGUGAACACGUAGCAGUUGUUAAUAACUUGCACACUGUGAACACAUAGCAGUUGAUUAAUAACUUGCACACUGUGAACACAUAGCAGUUGAUUAAUAACCUGUACACUGUGGACACAUAGCAGUUGUUAAUAACCUGUACACUGUGAACACAUAGCAGUUGUUAAUAACCUGCACACUGUGAACACAUAACAGUUGAUUAAUAACAUAUACACUGUGAACACAUAACAGUUGAUUAAUAACCUGUACACUGUGAACACAUAACAGUUGAUUAAUAACCUGUACACUGUGAACACAUAACAGUUGAUUAAUAACCUGCACACUGUGAACACAUAACAGUUGAUUAAUAACCUGUACACUGUGAACACAUAGCAGUUGAUUAAUAACCUGUACACUGUGGACACAUAGCAGUUGUUAAUAACCUGUACACUGUGAACACAUAGCAGUUGUUAAUAACCUGCACACUGUGAACACAUAGCAGUUGUUAAUAACCUGCACACUGUGAACACGUAGCAGUUGUUAAUAACCUGUACACUGUGAACACGUAGCAGUUGUUAAUAACCUGCACACUGUGAACACGUAGCAGUUGUUAAUAACCUGCACACUGUGAACACAUAGCAGUUGUUAAUAACCUGCACACUGUGAACACAUAGCAGUUGUUAAUAACCUGCACACUGUGAACACGUAGCAGUUGUUAAUAACCUGCACACUGUGAACACGUAGCAGUUGUUAAUAACCUGCACACUGUGAACACGUAGCAGUUGUUAAUAACCUGCACACUGUGAACACGUAGCAGUUGUUAAUAACCUGCACACUGUGAACACGUAGCAGUUGUUAAUAACCUGCACACUGUGAACACGUAGCAGUUGUUAAUAACCUGCACACUGUGAACACGUAGCAGUUGUUAAUAACCUGCACACUGUGAACACGUAGCAGUUGGUUAAUAACCUGCACACUGUGAACACGUAGCAGUUGAUUAAUAACCUGCACACUGUGAACACGUAGCAGUUGAUUAAUAACUUGCACACUGUGAACACGUAGCAGUUGAUUAAUAACUUGCACACUGUGAACACGUAGCAGUUGAUUAAUAACUUGCACACUGUGAACACGUAGCAGUUGAUUAAUAACUUGCACACUGUGGAAACAAGGCAGUGCAGGGUUGGAACAGGUGGAGGGGGAGUAAUAUUACACAUGCAGUAGGUCAGAGUAUCAUUAGCUAAAUAGUUAUAUGAAGGAAGAGCAGAGGAAAAUUGCAGAUUUUGAGGAAGGGGGUUUGAGGAGAGCAGUGGAAUAGCUGAAACAGGUGGACAGGGGUGGCGAUUGCGGAACCUUUUAAAUCUUGGCCCAGAGAUGAUGUCUGCGGGGCCAGUGCGUUUGAACUUUUGGGAAAAUGUCGAAUUUAGGAAUGCAAACUCCCAUACAUGUGAAGUUAGAGGUCAUAUGAAAGUUCAUGUCUUAAUUUAAAAGGUUGACGUGAAAUGUUGUUCCCCCAAAAAUAACUCGCUAACUAAAAGUGUAUGGAAAUGGGGAUUGAAUUCCACCACAUAUUCACACCAAUUUUUGCCCAUAAAACAAAGUGCGUUAUUUUGUAAAUGAGAAAUAAUUUGAGGCAGUUUCACCGUUGCAAUCCUCUUGACCCUCUUGACCCUGGCAGUUAAUGUCUGUAGUGUGGCAUUUGGGGUCUGGUGUCAGACUGACCCAGUAAGCAGGGUGAAACUGAGAUGCCAUACGUAUCCUGGCCACACCACACAACCCCCCCAGACAAGGUUUACAGUGGUCAAAAGGUUGGGGAUUUCCCAUAUCUUCUGUUUCUGACUAUUUGUAUAUGUAUUUCUGAUGUAACAUUUGGGAAAAUAUAGUAAACAUAUAUUUUUUUACCUUUAUUUAACUAAGUAAGUAAAGUAAGAACGACUCUGGGCCAAUAGGGCGCCUCACCAAUCACGGCCAGAUGUGAUACAGCCUGGAUUCUAACUAGAGAUUGUAGUGACACCUCUUGGACUGAGAUGCAGUGCCUUAGACAGCUGCACCACUCGGGAGCCAACACUUCUGGCUUUUACUCAAAAAGGAGGUGUGAGAGGAAAGUUCAAGAAUAAAACAUCCUAUCAAGAUUACAUCAUUAAAACCAAAGAAUAUGUCAAUGACGGUUUCAAUGAUCUGUGCCCUAUUAAACAAACACACAAUACCCAGGCCAGCGACCUACCUAAAAAAGGGCUCUACUGCAGGUCAGCAUGGGGCAUAUUAGGCUGUGAAAACAAAAUGACUAACUGCAGCCUCUAUUCAACCACAGCAGUGUGUUGUGGCUCGCCAUUUUCUCUAAACAUGUUGACAAUAAUGUUAGCUCAAUGCUCACACAAACCUAAAUGGCCAGAUGAUAUGUGUUGUUGUUGUUGUACUCAUCGUUCAGCACUUAAAACACCCAGUAAUUCACCUUAUCUUCAGCACCACUCACUAGCUGUGAAUCGAAUGGUCAUCUAUGGCUGCUUCAGGUUAUGGCAAAAGAUGAGCCUGUAGUUCCUCAUUGACAGACCGCGAAUCCUGAUCAGGACUUCAGUAGCUAAGCUGCAGAGGAGAAAGGAGAGAGAGUGUUUGAAAGAAGCUGCUUACUUAGUUAGAUCAAAGUUUUUAUAUUAUAUUGACAAGAUAGUUGAGUGACCUCUCAAACAAUGGAAAUACAUGUCCUCAAGAUGGAAGGCAAGAUUAGGUGGGACCAUUCUAGGCUGUCUAGAUGGGAUACAAUUUGUUAGAAUUGACUUUUCGUAUCAGGUUAGGAGAACUUACGCAGCAGGUUAGGAGAAUUAGGGUAAGCGUACCUACGAAGCCCACUUCUUUCUUUGGAUGUUUUUAUAUUUUUAAAUAAAAAUACAUUUCCUGCUGUUUAAUGAUGCGACUAAUUCAUAUGGUUGUUAUAUCCAUACAUUUUCCGGUUCUAAACCAGUCCAAUGUUUUAUUAUUAAAUUAUUAACAAUGUGUAAGGUCACACUAGUGGCCAAUUUCAAAGUUGCAAAAAAAAAACGUUGGUGUUGAAGCAAGUGUUGGAACGGAAAUUAUUUUCCAAUCGUUUCAUUCUGAACAGAAUCACAAUGUUUUUUUGUUUCCUUCCACUGUUCGGACCAGCAAAAUAAUGUCCUGAACCGAUUCGAACCCCCCAAAAUACUGGAUUAUAUCGUUCCUUUCUGUUCCUUUUUUAACCUGUGAAAUCAACCGUGUUUUACAUUUAGCUCAUUAAAAAUUACUUCGCCAAUCAGCGCGGAUAGAGCAGGCAAGCUAGUUGUUUACACGCGUGAUGUACAGACAACUGUAGUUUACAUCGCAAGAUGCGACUGAAAUGUUGUGGGUGGGGAGAGAGAGAGAGCAAGAGAGGGUUGAGGAGGAGUCUUGAAGCGCUGGGCAUCUUGUUAUGACAUGCAUGAUCUGAUUUAGAUCCAAGGAAUUGUACCUAGGAGGAGCGGCUUCUAUGGAGGAACUUUGAAUGUAUUUUGAGCUAGCUAGCUAACACGCUUGUGUUUGCAGAGCAGUACCAGAAUUAAAAACACGUCUUACCUUUUUGUAGUUUAUAAAUCCAAUGUGAAAUGUGAUAACUAGCAUUGAAAAAGUUGAUCCAUUCUUAUUUAGUUAUUUUAUGGUUUUCGGUUCUGUUACCUGAACUGGUUUCAACCACAGAUACAAUGUUUACAGUUACACAUUGUUUUACAAAUAUACAGUAUGUGUAACGGAUGUGAUCCGUUACAUAUGCAUCAUAAAUAAUUUCACCACAUGAGAGCAAUGGUGAACAAAGCCUUAAUAUUAACAUGUGUUUAAUCCCAGAAGUAGAAUUCUCCCAUGAAAGUUUGUAAUUUCCUGUAACGAGAAUCUGUCCACGAGAGAUUAACACAGAUUUAAAGGGAUUUUUCUGUUGACUAUAAACAAUAGCUAAUGUGGAAAUGUUUUUUCCUUAUUAACAAAGAUUUAAAACAAUAAAAAUAGAAUGAAUAUCAUGUUAUGAUUCAGCAACUAUUUUGAUUCAAAUAUAAUCAAUUCACAUUUCCUGUGUUGUGUAAAAUACAAUAAACAUUCAAAUCAA
Oncorhynchus kisutch (coho salmon) is the source of this 8787-nucleotide messenger RNA. RefSeq names its product carnosine synthase 1-like. Gene Ontology annotation, molecular function: ATP hydrolysis activity; metal ion binding; ATP binding. Gene Ontology annotation, biological process: carnosine biosynthetic process. Lineage: Eukaryota; Metazoa; Chordata; Actinopteri; Salmoniformes; Salmonidae. The record is from RefSeq and is a predicted model, not a curated record. The transcript has 9 exons. The coding region runs from base 110 to 3184 and encodes 1024 amino acids.